Molecule: messenger RNA, 3274 nt
Organism: Gambusia affinis (western mosquitofish)
Lineage: Eukaryota; Metazoa; Chordata; Actinopteri; Cyprinodontiformes; Poeciliidae
Gene: tmcc3
Product: transmembrane and coiled-coil domain family 3
Exons: 5
Coding region: 336-1742 (468 amino acids)
Cellular component (GO): endomembrane system
Source: RefSeq, a predicted model, not a curated record
GCAGCCCCUCCCUCCAGUUUGCAGGGGUGGGCGGGGCCUAAACACACAUUGUGUCUCUCCGGCUCGCUGGGCUGAGGAUUACCGCGGCGGGCAGCUCGGAGAGGAAGGACCGUAUCUUCUCCGCCGUUGGUCGCUUUCCAGCUGCAGCAGGAGCGCGGCGGCCGUUGCCGUGAUGGCAUCUGUUGCUUCGAACAUGUCAACGGUCACGUUUGAAACCGCGGACAGCGAAAAGAGGGAUCCAGUCCGAGUUCUCUGAUUAUUAUGCCAGGACCUGCUUGAGACGCUGCGGUGAAAAGUUUAGGAGAAGUGGGGAUACGGUGACUAACGGCUGGAAAAUGGCAGAGCGCAGCAGCAACGAUGCCAACACCCUCAGCAUCCCGGUGUCGAUGCGACGCGGCUCCUCAGAGUCCAACCUGAAUGUGGUGGACAGCGUUGGUGUCGAUGGCGUCGGCGUGGAUUUUACAAAGGGAGCGCUCGGCAUCGACCGACUGCAGCAGAAGAUCCUCAAGGUGACGGAGCAGAUCAGGGUGGAGCAGGAGGCGCGGGAAAAGGAUGUGGCGGAGUACCUGAAGCUGGUGGACAACGCCGACAAGCAGCAGGUCGCCCGGAUCCGCCAGGUGUUUGAGAAGAGGAACCAGAAGUCUGCGCAGACCAUCGCUGCUCUGCAGAAGAAGCUGGAGCAGUACCACCGCCGCAUGAAGGACAGCGAGACCAACGGCAAGCAGAGCCAGAAGGACAGCAGCAGCAGCAGCAGCAAGGAGUCGGGCUCUCGCAGCAAAGACGACAGCCUGCGGGACAUCAGCUCCUCCGGCCGACACCCGACGAUGGACAAGAUCAAGACCAUCGGCCCCGGCGUCUCGCUUUCGCCGCCGUUCUUCUUCAACAAGCCUCUCGGCUUCGCCAACCGCAUCAGGAAUAAGUUCGGCAGCGCCGACAACAUCGCCCACCUGAAGAGCUCCAUGGAGAGCGGCUCAGGGCUGCAGGCGGAGGGGACGUCCCGGGGCCUGAGCGGCAGCGCCAACACCGUCGCCAAACCCUCGAAGUACCAAAGCGACGACGAGUGCUCCACCGGCACGUCGGGGUCGGCCGACUCCAACGGGAACCCGGCAGGAGGGUCUGUGACCGGGUCGGGGGGUCCAGGGAGGUCCGAUUCCAGCGGACGCCUUCUGGAGGUGCUGGACAUGGUGCGGGAGGUGAGGGACGCUCAGGCUCAGCUGGCUGAGGACAUGGACGCCAUGAGCACACAGUUCAAAAGAGACUACUCCUACUUUACUCAGGUGAUGCAGGAGGAGAGAUACAGGUAUGAGCGCCUGGAGGACCAGCUGAACGACCUGACGGAGCUGCACCAGCACGAGACCAGUAACCUGAAGCAGGAACUGGCCAGCAUCGAGGAGAAGGUGGCCUACCAGGCCUACGAACGGGCCAGAGACAUCCAGGAGGUCCUGGAGUCGUGUCAGACGCGUGUCUCUAAGCUGGAGCUGCAGCAGCAGCAGCAGCAGCAGACGGUGCAGCUGGAGAACACCGACGCCAAGGUGCUGCUGGGCCGCCUCAUCAACAUUAUGCUGGCCAUCGCCACCGUCCUGCUGGUCUGCGUUUCCACGGCGGCCAAGUUCACCGCGCCGCUGCUGCGCAGCCGGCUGCACAUGGCGUUCACCUGCCUGGGCGUGUCCCUGCUGGUGAUACUGUGGAAGAACUGGGAACAGGUGGAGUACACGCUGGACCAGAUGAUCCUCCCGCGCUGACCCGGACCGGCCAGGGCGCCGGAAAUGUAGCCAACACCUUCACCCGUCCGAACCGAGAGCCUCGCCCAAAAAAACCCGAACGCAUCAGGAGGCGAAGUCGUUUUGGAUCGGAAUCUGAGCCGGGCUCGAGUCGGGCAGUAGAGGCAUUCGUCGCAGCUGCGCCUCUCACCUCUGACCAAACACAGCGGGCGGAGAGCGCCCCCUACUGUAUCAUUUUUAAGAUUUGGUGCGACCAUUUUUGUUUUGUUUUGUUUGAAUCCUUCGUCUCGUGUGUCUCUGCUGGGUUUCAUAAAGGAACAAUCUGAGAAAUAUCCGUCUUUGUUCCUGUGUAACAUAAACCAGAAAUCAGGUUCCAAGUCAGGUUUACUGAUAAACUGCAGUUCCUUUCACAAAUCCAGGAGGAAAAACUUUCCACAGAGACACUAAAGCAUGCCUAAUAAAAUCAUUUAUACAGAAAUACGUUGACAUGUCACUUUAAAUGUUGACUAGACUAUGAUUAGAAAGUGUCCAUGAAAACAUCCUGUAAGGUUUUUAUAAGCACAUUUACGAGGUUCAGAUCAGCAGUUUUCCAGCCUGAUUUUCUCAUCUGCUGACUUUUAGUUUCACUUUGAACCAGCAAAGAAACAGAGAAACUCCCAGUAAAAGAAACUGGUUUAUUCCCAGCACAGCUUCUGAACUGCCUCUCCUCUUGUUAACUUAAUGUGUUUUUUUCUAAGUUGUUUUAAUGUAUGUAAAUGUUUUCAUUUGACACUGGCUCCAUAAAGCUGCGGUUCUGCUCCCACGUUUACGGCCAUCAUGUUCUUUUCAGAAUUGAAUUGUACAAAAAAACAAAAAAAAAAACAAACAAACGUGUAUGUAAACUUCUGAGCAGAACUGGACUCCAGGAGAAAACGCUAACCUGUGCAAACAUGUACUGUGAGGACGGAGGCAGCGCCUGCAAACUUUAAAUGUGACUCAUCAAAAUGCCUUUUUAUGGACUGACCUGAAUAAAUGAACUUUGACAUGAAGCCUUUGAUGGUGUGCUGCGUUCAAGUCCAGUGGAAAUCCAAGUGCUCUGGCUGAGACAAAACAUUUUAAUGUUUUUAAGCUGCUGUUAACCUUUUGAUCUUGAUUUAUUUCCGUAAGAUAUUACUGUCCAAAUUGGUUUCUAAGUGGUUAAAAAGUGAUAGGAUUUCUUUUUUACCACUGGACCUGAAAGCAGCAUCACAAACUGAACAGUGGGAACUGAAACUUGUAGCUCAGAUUUUCCCCGAAUCGUUUGUCGAUGAAGACGGUGGAAUGGGACUGAUGCCUUUCCAAUGCAGCUUCUUCAUUCUCUUCUGACUCUUUUUAUGUUUAAUGUCCAUUUAAAAGCAACAAACAUGGAGAAUCCUUUACAUUCUGUCUGAAUGUUUUUCAAAAUUUGCUCAAACACUACUUUCAGCAGAAGAAACACUUUCUAAUUUCUUUCUGUGCUUCGGUCAUAAUUGUGGGUUUCAUAAGAUUAUUCUUAUUUUUUCACAGAAGGAAAUAAAUUUUUUGUUUUUCUAUCA